AUGACAGGAGGAACCCUUGAAGUACUUCUUGUAGAUGCUGAAGGCAUUAGGCACACAAAUCUUCUUGGUAGAGCAUCCUACUACGUGAUCAUAGAGUGUGGCACUCGAGAAUAUAGAAGCAAAGAAUCAUCAAGUGAAGAUGACAUAAUUAGCUGGAAUGAAAAAUUCACGUUUGAAUUUCCAUUGUCACAUUGGAAAAACUUAACUCAUCUCAAAUUCAGAAUUAUGGACACCGAGUUGUUCACAGAUGCUGGAUUUGUUGGUGAAACCAUAGUUCAUCUUGGUGGAAUAAUUACUGAGGGGAAGGACAAAGGAUUCAUUGAAUUAAAACCAGCUCCGUACAAUGUGGUGCUUGAAGAUGACACCUAUAAAGGAGAGAUAAAGAUUGGGUUUCGAUUUAUCACAAAUGUAAGUAUGUUUAUAGGGUCAUGUCCUCUUACUAAAAUACCUAGCAUAUUAUGUUGUCCGUGAAUUGAUAGAAUCUCAUAUUCAUUCUGGAUUUUACAAUCAACAAUUUUGAUUCACAAUUUAACAACAUAACAUGUUAAACUGUCUAAAAAG
Messenger RNA from Prunus persica (peach), 561 nucleotides. Its product is annotated as elicitor-responsive protein 3. The record is from RefSeq and is a predicted model, not a curated record. NCBI's taxonomy places the organism in Eukaryota, Viridiplantae, Streptophyta, Magnoliopsida, Rosales, Rosaceae. The coding region runs from base 1 to 471 and encodes 156 amino acids. The transcript has 4 exons.